Pollicipes pollicipes is the source of this 2488-nucleotide messenger RNA. It is a transcript of the gene galene, whose product is annotated as potassium two pore domain channel subfamily K member galene. Gene Ontology annotation, cellular component: plasma membrane. The coding region runs from base 271 to 1785 and encodes 504 amino acids. The record is from RefSeq and is a predicted model, not a curated record. Lineage: Eukaryota; Metazoa; Arthropoda; Thecostraca; Pollicipedomorpha; Pollicipedidae. Gene Ontology annotation, molecular function: outward rectifier potassium channel activity; potassium ion leak channel activity. Gene Ontology annotation, biological process: potassium ion transmembrane transport; stabilization of membrane potential. The transcript has 4 exons.
GCGCGCCCGCCGCCGCGCGAGCGAGAGACAGGGUAUUUUUGGGCCUGUUUGCUCUUGGCAAAGGCGAUGGUUUUCUGCGGGUUGAACAGGGAUACGGUUUCGGUGCGAGACACAACAUGCGAGCGGCGGCGCGCUGCGUGUGGACGCUGGUGGCUGGUGUGAUCGGGCUCCGCUGACUGACUGCUGUCCGGCGUCAAUGGCUGCGCGGCAGCCGGGCACGCGGCACCUGUGACGAGACAGCUUCCGCUGGCCGGCCGCGAGAGUGACGCCAUGCCCGCCUCCACGUCCGGUCGCGGUAUGGGUUCCAAGUGGUCUACGUGCGGCUACUAUACAAAGAACAUUCUUGUGUUUUUGGUCUCACACAUUGGACUCGUCUCGCUGGUGGUCGGAUACUGCAUCAUCGGCGCGUUCGCGUUCGAGGCACUGGAGUCUAACAACGAGCUGGAGGUGAAGAAGAAUGUGUCGCAGAUCCGUAAGAAUGUCACGUCGUCGAUUUGGUCGCUGACGCAGGAGCUGGAGGUGCUGCGCGAGAAGAACUGGACGCACAUGGUCGGCGAACGGCUGAAGGAGUUUGAAGUCAAGCUGAUCGAGGCUAUGAAGACCAAGGGGUGGGACGGCAGCGAGGAUCGCGAGCAGCAGCAGUGGACUUUUGCCGGGGCGCUCUUCUACUCCAUCGUGGUCAUCACUACCAUAGGUUACGGCCACAUCGCGCCGAAGACGGACUGGGGCAAGGUGGUGACCAUGCUGUACGCCAUCCUCGGCAUACCCCUCAUGUGCCUGUGCCUCUCCAACAUCAGCGAAGGCAUGGCGCACUCAUUCAAGGUCGUCUACUGGAAGUGCUGUUGCUAUAUAUGCACCAAGAAGCCGAAGAAGCGAAGACGUCGAAAAGGAAGACGAGGCUUCUCGUCGUCUCGGUCAAUCCGCAGAUCAGCCAAGAGCGCAGAUGGAGCGGUGAGCGAGAGCGCCUUCUCUGCCUCCUAUGGCGACCCCGCUUCGGAGCCAGAUUACAGGAUGCCCGACGAUGUGGAGCCGGUGCCGGAGGCGUACGGUCGGACGGCUGGCCUGCACGCGAGCCGCAUGGCCGACACUGGCAAGCGGUCGGCGCCCUCCGAGCGCUCCAAGUCGUCCGACGAGCUGCCGCCGCCGCGCACCGAGCUGGACCCGGCCGCGCUGCAGCGCACGCCCUUCUUCCAGAACCGGUACGCGCUGAGCGAGGUGGACGCGCUGCGGGACGAACCGAGCGUGGGCAGCGGCGGCUCAGUGAAGCUGUCGGCGGCGCGCACGGACUCGGCGUACGGCCGCUCGCUCAGCAGUCGCUCGACGCGCGGAGCCGGCCGGCCCGGCUCCGACCGGCUCAGCAAGCUGCACGAGACGUUCCCUGAGGAGGAGGACGACUCGGACGCGUACGACGCCUCCGACGACGAGGACAGCGCCGACACCAAGUCGGUACCCAUCUGGUUGUGCGUGCUGCUGGUCGUCUCGUACAUCGUCGGCGGCGCGUACCUGUUCUGGGAGCGCGAGGAGUGGACGUUCCUCGACUCGGCCUACUUCUGCUUCAUCACCCUGACCACCAUCGGGUUCGGCGACUUCGUGCCCGAGCAGAACCAGAAAGGUGGCAAGGAGGGCGAGGCAAUCGCCAUCUGCUCGCUGUACCUGCUGUUCGGCAUUGCGCUGCUCAUGAUGAGCUUCAAUCUGGUGCAGGAGGAGGUCAUCAGCUCGGUCAAGAGCGUCGCCAAGAAGCUGGGCAUCAUCAAGGACGACGAGGACGAGUAUGAUGACUACUGAGCGCCACCGGCUGGACUGCCGACGACGGUUGCGUGACGCCCGCUUCUCAGCGUAGCCCAUUGUUAGGUGGAGUGGAUUGUCUGUGUGCCGGCACGCACCUGUCUUAACGGCGCGCAGAGGUGUCAAUUUCUUUUUAUGAGGGUCUCAGUUCUCCAAAACUAAAUGCGCUCCAAUAUUGGUUGGGGUACUUCCAUAUUUUGUGCUGUAAUGCUGAGGAAAAUCGAGAAAAAGGUCAAAUGCCGCGCAAAACCCAUCUCUUUCGGGCAUUAUUGGCGUACCAUGACCAUGUUGCUCGAAUACACCUUUCAUAAGAACUGUAAAACUUCUAAAUACUCGGCAUUCACCAAAUUAAAGACAGCUAAAUCCGGUAAAAAAUAUAUUGAGAGGCUGCUGUUGGGGCCCCAGGUGGGCCACCCAAAUGGUUAAAAAAGCGACCACCUCCGCCGGCGGGUGGUGCCGGGAUCGCUUGCUGCCUCUGCCGGUGGGUAGUGCCGAGAGGCACCCGCCGCCGUCCCUGCCGGCGGGUGGUGCCGGAAGGCGCGCCCGCCGAGCUGGCCUGGACGGCGGAGCAGUACGGCACAAUUGGGCGGCUCUGGUGUCGGCAUGAGCAAGUACGCCGGGACGGCAGCCGGGGCCGCGCGCCUGCCUCCAUGGCUCGUCGAGGCGGGGCGCACCAACACGUGAAUACACCAGUUUUGCGCGA